Messenger RNA from Stereum hirsutum FP-91666 SS1, 3723 nucleotides. RefSeq lists its product as uncharacterized. Gene Ontology annotation, molecular function: phosphorelay sensor kinase activity. Bases 4 to 3315 code for a protein of 1103 amino acids. Gene Ontology annotation, cellular component: membrane. NCBI's taxonomy places the organism in Eukaryota, Fungi, Basidiomycota, Agaricomycetes, Russulales, Stereaceae. The record is from RefSeq and is a predicted model, not a curated record. The transcript is spliced from 19 exons. Gene Ontology annotation, biological process: phosphorelay signal transduction system; phosphorylation; cellular hyperosmotic response.
GAGAUGGCGACUCUGAAGACGACGGUGAAUUCGAUGGUGGACCAGCUCAGCGUGUUUGCGAGCGAGGUGACGAGGGUCACGCUUGAGGUGGGGUCGCAGGGGAUAUUGGGGGGUCAGGCGAAUGUGCCGGGUGUUGGAGGGGUUUGGCUUGAUUUGACGCGGAAUGUCAACCGCAUGUGCUCCUCCCUAACCGACCAAGUCCGCUCCAUCGCCGUCGUCACCACCGCCGUCGCCAAAGGCGACCUCACAUCCAAAAUCGAGAUCCCCGUAGAAGGCGAGAUGGCGACGUUGAAGACGACGGUGAAUUCUAUGGUCGACCAGUUGAGCAAUUUCGCGAGCGAGGUGACGAGGGUGACGCUUGAAGUGGGGUCGCAGGGGAUAUUGGGGGGACAGGCGUUGGUGCCUGGGGUUGAGGGGGUGUGGUUGGAUUUGACGCGGAAUGUAAACCGCAUGUGUCUCAGCCUGACGGACCAGGUGCGCUCCAUCGCCGUCGUCACGACCGCAGUAGCCAAAGGCGACCUCACACACAAGAUCGAGAUCCCCGUCGAGGGCGAGAUGGCGACGUUGAAGGAGACGGUGAACAGCAUGGUGGACCAGUUGAGCAACUUUGCGAGCGAGGUGACGAGGGUGGCGUUGGAGGUGGGGACUCAAGGGAGGUUGGGCGGACAGGCGGAGGUGGAGGGGGUGCAGGGGACGUGGGCGGAUUUGACGACGAAUGUGAACAAAAUGGCGUGGAAUUUGACGGACCAGGUGCGGUCGAUUUCGGAGGUGACGAAGGCGGUCGCGAGCGGCAGUCUCGAGAAAUUCGUCAGCGUGGACGCACAGGGCGAGAUGCUCGAGCUAAAAUCGACCGUAAACUCAAUGGUCGUCCAGCUCAAAUCCCUCGCUAAGGAAGUCACCCGAGUCUCCCUCGAAGUCGGCACCGAAGGCAAACUCGGCGGGCAGGCGUACGUUCCCGGCGCGCAGGGCACGUGGAAGGAGCUCACGAACAACGUGAACCUGAUGGCGGAGAACCUGACGAAUCAGGUACGGUCGAUCGCGACGGUGACGAAGGCGGUGGCGAAUGGGGAUUUGACGAAGAGGAUAGAGGUGGAUGUGAAGGGCGAGAUGGCGGAGUUGAAGGCGACGGUGAAUGGGAUGACGAGUAGUUUGAGCACGUUUGCGGAUGAGGUUACGAGGGUGGCGAGGGAGGUGGGGACGGAUGGGCGCUUGGGGGGACAGGCGAAUGUGUCGGGGGUGAGGGGGACUUGGAAGGAUUUGACUGAUAACGUGAACGUUAUGGCUCGAAAUUUGACGGUUCAAGUAAGAAGUAUCUCCGUGGCGACUACGGCAGUCGCACGAGGAGACUUGACCCAGAAGGUCAGAGGUGUCUCUGUGUCCGGAGAGAUCCUCGGCCUGGUCAACACCAUCAACGACAUGAUUGACCAGUUGGCCAUCUUCGCCUCCGAGGUCAAGAAGGUCGCGUACGAAGUCGGAACUGAAGGCAAGCUAGGAGUCCAAGCCGAGGUCGGCAACGUUCAAGGAAUCUGGCAGGAGAUCACAAUGUCCGUGAAUACGAUGGCAGGAAACUUGACGACCCAAGUCCGUGGUUUCGCGCAGAUCUCGGCUGCGGCUAUGGAUGGAGACUUUACGCGGUUCAUCACCGUCGAGGCGAGCGGCGAGAUGGACUCGUUGAAAACACAGAUCAACCAGAUGGUGUUUAACUUGCGGGACUCGAUCCAGAAGAACACGGCUGCGAGGGAGGCUGCGGAGUUGGCGAACAAGAGUAAAUCGGAGUUCUUGGCCAAUAUGUCGCACGAAAUUCGUACACCCAUGAAUGGCAUUAUCGGCAUGACUGAAUUGACGCUAGACAGCGAUUUGGAACGCUAUCAACGCGAGAGUCUGCUACUCGUCCACAGUCUCGCCCGGUCACUACUACUCAUCAUCGACGACAUCUUGGAUAUCUCGAAGAUCGAGGCUGGCCGUAUGACGAUGGAGCAGGUCUUCUUCUCCUUCCGUCAAACUGUGUUCGGUAUCCUCAAGACCUUGGUCGUACGAGCCACGCAAGGCAACCUUGACCUCACCUAUGAUAUUGACCCGGAUAUUCCGGAUUUGCUCAUUGGUGACUCGUUGAGGCUACGCCAGAUUAUCACUAAUUUGGUCGGGAAUGCGAUCAAGUUCACGCCUUCGAAGACCUUCGCCAAGGGCCGUAUCGCGUUGAGCUGUCGUCUGCUUGCGCUGGAUGACGAAGCUGUGACACUUGAAUUCUGCGUCAAGGAUACGGGUAUUGGCAUCGCACGGGAUAAGCUCAACCUCAUCUUCGACACGUUCGCACAGGCCGAUGGAUCAACGACUAGGGAGUACGGUGGUACUGGCCUCGGUCUAUCCAUUUCCAAACGUCUCGCAUCUCUUAUGCACGGUAACAUGUGGGUCGAGAGUGAGGUCGGAAGAGGUAGCAAGUUCUUCUUCACGCUCACCUCACAUCGGGGAUACAUGUCUCUUGGCGCAUUGCGGUCGAAGAUGUCACCGUUCGCGAACCGAAAUAUCCUGUUCUUGGAUACGAAGCGCGACCAGACGAGAGUGGCGAACCGCAUAGAGAGCCUUGGGCUGAAUACGCACGUCGUGCAUGAUAUGUCGUCGGUGUCGGAUAGGGAGUCGUGUCCGCAUAUAGAUACGGUCGUGGUUGAUUCACCGGAAUGGACAGAGAAGAUUCGCGAGUAUGAACAUCUCAGAUAUAUUCCGAUCGUUCUCCUGGCUCCCGCAAAAGCCCCGUUGAACUUGAAAUGGUGUCUCGACAACAGCAUCAGCUCGCAAGUGUCGACGCCUGUUUCUCAACAAGACCUCGCCUCCGCAUUAGCGUCCGCCCUAGAAUCCAGCACCAUCAGUCCAGCCGCGACGAAGGGCGACACCACCUUCGACAUCCUGCUCGCGGAAGAUAACGAAGUCAACCAACGUCUGGCCACGCAGAUCUUGCAGAAAUACGGCCAUUCGGUAGAGAUCGCGGAGAACGGGUCUGUGGCCGUCGAUAAGUUCAAAACACGAACACAACGGUGCCAACCUUUCGAUAUCAUCCUCAUGGAUGUGUCGAUGCCGUUUAUGGGGGGUAUGGAGGCGACGGAACUGAUCCGUGCGUAUGAGCGGCACAAUUCCUUGGCACGGACGCCUAUCGUUGCUCUCACUGCCCAUGCUAUGAUUGGUGACCGUGAGCGUUGUUUGAAGGGAGGGAUGGAUGACCAUAUUACGAAACCACUUCGACGAGGCGAUCUCCUAGCCUCCAUCGGAAAACUUGCAGGCGAACGUGUCAAACUAAGACUUCAACAAGCCGUCUUCCGAUAGCCCCACGCCACCUCCCACUUCCCACCUCUCACGAACCUACUUUCCUCUCCACUCCGCUCCGCCGUGUACUGUUAUACCCACUGCACUCCUCCUCCGUGGCUCAUCGAUGAUUGUUUGUUAAUACUUAUGUAUGUAGUGGUACAUCAUCUCUCCGUCUCUCCGGAUCGCCCGUCGUCGCUCAUCGUUCAUGGCUCCGUAUUAUAUCCAUAUCCCGUGGCUACUUACCGUUUUUCUCUCCCUGUCUGAAUCUCUGAAUUUCUCUUGGGUCUUUUUUGUGUUCCUGUUAACGUUACAGUCCGUUCAUUGUUUAGUGCUUAGCUCUGAUCUGUCCUGCUGUUCUCUUCGCAUAAUCCGUGUAUUACUUCUCAUGACUUGACUCUACCAAUACCACCUAUUCACGAUGUCUCU